UAACAAUCAACUAAUAUGGGCCCUGACCCACCCGAUCCUCCUAAGCCCCCGGACGUCCAGGAAAGAAGCAUGGAAUUGGACAUCUCUCAGAAUAAGAGGCAAAGGUGUCCGUCACCUGAGUCUACAGAUGAAUCCCCAAUUAAACGCUUUGUUCCAUCAGAUCCCAUUUUACCUUCUGUUAAUCCGUCUUUAUUUGUUGAUCCUAUUUUAAAUAAUCCUAUAAGAUAUAGUGGUGAUGAAGUUGGACCAUACAUUGUCCACGUAUCUCGCGUAGAAAACGAUCCUUCUGCUGGCCUGUCCAUCCGUCCUAUCAAAUUUGGAUCUUUCUUGUACAGUCAAAAAGUACCUAAUAUUUUAAGAGACGGAGUAAAAUCUGUUGGCCGCAAUAGAAUAUCGGUUGAGUUUGCAUCGGCUGAGGAUGCUAAUAAUUUUUUAUCUUUACCUGCUUUGGCCGAAGCUAAAUUUAAGGCAUUCAUUCCUACCUAUCACAUCACCCGCAUGGGUAUUGUGAAAGGAAUACCUGUAGAAUGGACCAUGGAUGAUUUGGUGGAGUGUGCAGAAUUCCCUAACAGGCACGGUCGCAUACUUAAAGCACGUAGACUUAAUAAAAAAUCUAGCCUUGAUGGGAUUACAACUUGGGUCCCGUCCCAAACAGUGGUACUAACUUUCUUGGGCCAAGUAAUGCCAUCAAAAAUCUACUGUAGGUACACUUCUCUCCCCGUAGAAAUUUAUCAUUACCCAACCAUCCAGUGCCACAAGUGCUGUCGCUUUGGGCACAUCCGCGACCAGUGCCGCUCAAAAGAGAGGUGCUACAAAUGUACACAAAACCACUCGGGUGACUCCUGUCCCAUUAAAGAAUCUCAAGCACUAUGUGUCCACUGCAAUGGCACUCACUUCGCCAUUGACAAAAAUUGCCCGGAACACAGCCGGCAAAAGUCAAUUAAACUUUUGAUGGCCACAGAAGGUAUCUCAUUCGAGGAAGCCUCUAAGCUUACCCCUUCAGUGUACAGACCCUUUUCGGAAACAGCCAGUUUCGUUUUUGCGCCCAGAUCACAACAUUCACCUGUUUUUCCCAUCCCUUCUAUGAAACAAUCCAAUAGUGUUCGUCAAACUCAUCCUCUUAAUAAAACUUCAUACAAAAAGACCUAUUCUAUACCCCCUCGCACUCAUGCACCACUAGGUAAAACGUAUGAUGUAGCUGCACACCGCCAAAUAACUCAGGAAUUACCUUCUACUCAACCGAAUGGUUGUGCCUUAUCCCAAAACCCUGACCCCCCGGUUGUACUCAACUCUAAUGUUGAGCUUUAUGUUUCAGCAUUAGAAACUUUUCUUAAAAAAACAAAUUCAAUACCGACCAACGUUGCCCAUAGACUAAUAAAUCUCAUAUCUCUAUUUAACAGUAAUGGCCCUCACAAUCCUCCAGUGGAAUGCUCAAAGCAUUCGUCCGAAAUGUCAUGA
Molecule: messenger RNA, 1458 nt
Organism: Colias croceus (clouded yellow)
Lineage: Eukaryota; Metazoa; Arthropoda; Insecta; Lepidoptera; Pieridae
Exons: 1
Coding region: 16-1458 (480 amino acids)
Source: RefSeq, a predicted model, not a curated record